UCGCUGCUCUCACCAAGGAGCUGAAUGCCUGCCGGGAGCAGCUGCUGGAGAAGGAGGAGGAGAUCUCCGAGCUGAAGGCAGAGCGGAACAACACGCGGCUCCUGCUGGAGCACUUGGAGUGCCUGGUGUCCAGACACGAGCGAUCGCUCCGCAUGACUGUGGUCAAGAGGCAGGCCCAGUCGCCUUCUGGCGUCUCCAGCGAGGUUGAGGUUCUCAAAGCUCUCAAGUCACUGUUUGAACACCACAAAGCACUAGAUGAAAAGGUGAGGGAAAGGUUGCGGGUUUCACUUGAGAGGGUCUCAGCCUUGGAAGAGGAGUUGACGGCCGCCAAUCAGGAAAUCACAGCCUUACGGGAGGAAAAUGCCCGCAUCCAGAGGAAAGUGGCAUCCGGGGAGGGUGCAGAGGAGCUGCCAGAGAGCGCCGAUAUCAGCCAGAAGGCGCACAGCAAGCGUCUGUCCAAUGGCGCCAUGGAGACCGUCAGCGAGGCCAGCCAGGUGCUGGAGCUGCAGGAGCUGCUGGAGAAGCAGAACUACGAGCUGGCCCAGAUGAAGGAGCGCAUGUCCUCGCUGGCCUCGCGCGUGUCCGAGGUGGAGCAGGAGCUGGAGACGGCCCGCAAGGAUCUAAUCAAGUCCGAGGAGAUGAACAACAAGUACCAGAGAGACAUCAAGGAGGCCAUGUGUCAGAAGGAGGACAUGGAAGAGCGCAUCGUCACCCUGGAGAAGCGCUACCUCAGCGCCCAGCGGGAGUCCACCUCACUGCACGACAUCAGUGACAAGCUGGAGAAUGAGCUGGCCAACAAGGAGGCUUUCUUGAGACAGAUGGAGGAGAAGAACCGGCAGCUGCAGGAGAGGCUGGAGCUGGCUGAGCAGAAGCUGCAGCAGACCAUGAGGAAGGCGGAGACGCUGCCCGAGGUGGAGGCUGAGCUGGCCCAGAGGAUUGCGGCCCUCACCAAGGCGGAGGAGCGGCACGGGAGCAUCGAGGAGCGCAUGCGGCAGCUGGAGGGCCAACUGGAGGAGCGCAACCAGGAGCUGCAAAGAGCCCGGCAGAGGGAGAAGAUGAACGAGGAGCACAACAAGCGUCUGUCGGACACCGUGGACCGGCUGCUGACCGAGUCCAACGAGCGACUGCAGCUCCACCUGAAGGAGAGGAUGGCGGCCCUGGAGGAGAAGAAUGUCUUAAUUCAGGACUCGGAGAACUACAGAAAACAGCUGGAAGAUUCGCUCCAUGAAAAAUCUCAGCUGGCUGAAGAGAUGGAGAAGCUGAGGUCAGAGCUGGACCAGUACAAAAUAAGGGCUGGGUCACUUACGGAACAAACCUUGUCACGGUCUCACCUGGACACGUCCACGGAUCUGCGGUUCUCCCUUGGCUCUCUGGCCGACACGCAGUCUGAGCACUACAGGUCGGCCAAGGCGGCCCGCAGGUCGAGAAGAGGCCGUUUGGGCCUCCACAGAGACGAGCCACAGGCCAAGUCACUGGGAGAGCACGAAUGGCGGGCGCAGCAGCUGGGGGUCCUGGGCACGCACACUUUUGAGAGCGACACGGAGAUCUCGGACAUCGACGACGACGAUCGCGACACCCUCUUCAGCUCGAUGGAGCUGCUGUCCCCUGGUGGGCAUUCGGAUGCUCAGACCCUCGCCAUGAUGCUGCAGGAGCAGCUGGAUGCUAUUAACAAGGAAAUCCGGCUCAUCCAGGAGGAGAAGGAGUCAACGGAGCUCCGGGCAGAGGAGAUCGAGAGCCGUGUGGCCAGCGUUAGCCUGGAGGGUCUGAACCUGGCCCGCGUGCACCACCCGGGAAUGUCCCUCACUGCUUCGGCCACCGCCUCCUCCCUGGCCAGCUCCUCCCCCCCCAGCGGCCACUCCACCCCCAAACACACUCCCCACAGUCCCGCCCGCGACAUGGAGCGCAUGGGCGCUAUGACGCUGCCCAGCGAUUUGCGGAAGCACAGGAGGAAGAUCGCAGUGGUGGAUGAGGACGGCCGAGAGGACAAGGCCACCAUCAAGUGCGAGACUUCCCCGCCAUCGACCCCACGCCAAGUGCGGAUGACCCACACGCUACCUGGCUCCUCUCACAGCGACCCUCGCGGCCUGACCAUUGGCAUGGAGGCCGAGGUCAGUGCCCUCAGCAGUGUCACCAGCAGCCAGGACUCCCUUCACAAGCAAACCAAGAAGAAGGGCAUCAAGUCCUCCAUCGGAAGGCUCUUCGGCAAGAAGGAGAAGGGACGACUGGGCCUGCUGGGCAAGGAGUUGGGUGGUCCCGGUGCAGGAGUGAUGUUAGAUCCGGAACUGACAGGUCAGGACCUUGCGAUGGGGAAGCUGGGCACCCAGGCAGAGAAGGACAGGAGGCUGAAAAAGAAGCAUGAACUACUGGAGGAGGCGAGGAGGAAAGGCCUGCCUUUCGCCCAAUGGGACGGCCCCACCGUGGUGGCCUGGCUGGAGCUCUGGCUGGGCAUGCCCGCCUGGUACGUGGCAGCCUGCCGCGCCAACGUGAAGAGCGGCGCCAUCAUGUCGGCCCUGUCGGACACGGAGAUCCAGCGGGAGAUCGGCAUCAGCAACCCACUGCACCGCCUGAAGCUACGCCUGGCCAUCCAGGAGAUGGUGUCCCUCACCAGCCCCUCGGCGCCCCCCACCUCCCGGACCCCCUCGGGCAAUGUCUGGGUGACCCACGAGGAAAUGGAGACUCUCGCAGCUCCCACCAAAAUGAAGUCCGAGUCCGAGGAGGGAAGCUGGGCACAGACCCUGGCAUACGGUGACAUGAACCACGAGUGGAUCGGCAACGAGUGGCUGCCCAGCCUGGGGCUGCCGCAGUACCGCAGCUACUUCAUGGAGUGCCUGGUGGACGCCCGCAUGCUGGACCACCUCACCAAGAAGGACCUCAGGGUGCACCUCAAGAUGGUCGACAGCUUCCAUAGGACGAGCCUGCAGUACGGAAUCAUGUGCUUGAAGAAGCUCAACUACGACAGGAAGGAGCUGGAGAGAAGAAGAGAACAGAGUCAGCACGAGAUCAGAGAUGUGCUGGUGUGGAGCAAUGAGCGCGUGAUCCGCUGGGUGCAGAGCGUCGGCCUCCGUGACUACGCCAACAUCCUGCAGGAGAGCGGCGUGCACGGUACCCUCAUCACCCUCGACGACAACUUCGACUACAGCAGUCUGGCUCUGCUGCUGCAGAUCCCCACCCAGAGCACGCAGGCACGCCAGAUUCUGGAGAGAGAGUUUAACAAUCUGCUGGCCCUGGGCACGGACCGCCGGCUAGAUGAAGACUUCCAGCGCGGCUCGGCCUGGAGGAGACAGUUCCCACUUCGGGACGUGCACCGGAUCAGCAUGAUGCCCGGCUCCGCCGAGACACUGCCGGCCGGAUUCCGGCUCACCGCUACAUCAGGCUAUUCCCGCAGGAUACCACCCGAUGCGGGUCCGGCCACAGUGCAGAGGCUGGACAGCUCAACCGUGCGCACCUAUUCCUGCUGAGCAGCCAAUAGGAGCGAGCCGUGCUGAACCCUGUCGAGACUCCUCAGACUGGGGAGGGCGAGCGAGUUUGCCGGAGGUCCGGCGAGACACACUGCCAGGGAGCGCCCCCUCUGGUGGGCACGGGCCGGGCCGCCCCUCUGCUCCCACUGCCGACUGCGGCCUCUCUCCAACUGCCCUCCGUCAGCAUUCCUACCCUUUUCUCGUAACUAGUCACACAGUACAUAUGCUUUAACGGAACCUAUAGGCUGUAUGUAAAAUAAUAUAAAUAUGUUUUUAUAUAUAAUACAUAUAAAUGGGAAAAAAACAUACUCAAGCGUGUGCAUAUAAUAUUCCAGGAUGCCAUUUAAAUGUUGGAAUAAUGCUGCUAUUUGUACCCUACUUUCCAUGAAGCUGUUUUUCUUUUUUGUAUGUUAAUGUUUUUGAUCCCAGCCCGCCGGGUUUGAAGUACAUCACGGCGAUAGCGCCACCUAGGGGUAUUUUAAAAUCGGCUGCGUCGCCCUGGCAACGGUGACGCGGCUCCACCUUUAUAACUGCGAAAGCCAGCCUCCGCUUUCUGUAGGCGUUCCACCGGCACAGAGGGGUUCUGGGAAAAAAUGCGCAGAAGCACGUUGUCAGAGCCUGAGCUGACAAGCGGUGGUAUUAACGUAGAUUUUGUAUUAGAAAAGGAGCGAUCCAGGAUAUUGAAACUUGAAUCAACAAUCUGUAAGCGGGAGGAGACACAGAUAUCGGAAAGCUGACUCGGAAGCUUCUGGACCAAGCUGGCCUUUUUGUUAUAGAUCACACUGUAGUCACUUUAUCAGCAGAAAUAUCUGAAAGACAGUCAGAACCUCGCAGUGCAUCGUUGACCUGGGCUAUUAUUUAAUUUCUUUUUUUUCUCUCGAUGGACCCAGUGCUUGCUGUGAUUUCCUCUGGUGUAUCUAACUGUCAGCUGUUAUUUUUUAACGUAGAAGUGUUGAGCAGAGCUGAGGAGAUUCCCUUCCUGAUUAUGACCCAAGCCGUCUUUUAGUUAUUUCUGCCACUAGACCCGAAAUGUUCGGUUUUUACACUCUGGGUUUGCACGUAUGGAACGAUGAUUUGUGUCCAUGAUUAUUUAUCACUAACUGUUUUAUGGCCAAGAAUGAAUUGUGAUUCGACGGGUUUUCGUUGUCAAUAAAGAUGAAGUGUCAGUAA
Paramormyrops kingsleyae is the source of this 4628-nucleotide messenger RNA. The record is from RefSeq and is a predicted model, not a curated record. NCBI's taxonomy places the organism in Eukaryota, Metazoa, Chordata, Actinopteri, Osteoglossiformes, Mormyridae.